This is a messenger RNA of Notodromas monacha, 3261 nucleotides long. The record is from the annotation of a GenBank genome assembly. Lineage: Eukaryota; Metazoa; Arthropoda; Ostracoda; Podocopida; Cyprididae.
AUGGGUAAUUCUGACAGCAAAACGCGUACAGUUGUAAUCGAGAAUGCUGCGCCCAUUAUGAUAUCCGAAGCGCUGCGUGCGAGAAUGAGUGCCGGGUCUGCUGUGAAUGAGCACAAGUCUGACGCCGAACACAGCCCCGAUGAUGUGCGGGUUGUGCCGACGCAAGCUGAAGAUCGUCACUCUGGCUUUUACGACCCGAUUGACCGGAUGUCUUUAGGAGAAGAAACUGCCCUAGCCUUGUUGCGAAUGCGAGAAGAACGGGACAGAGAACUUGCCCGUAUGCAGAACGACUACGCCCAGAAGAUCCGCAAGGCGGAAGACGACUUUGCAUCCAUUAGUAAUAUCAAAGAAGAGGAAUAUACGAAAGCUCUGAAGGAAACUGUAGAAAUGUUUGACAAGCCGCGAAUGCUUGCUUGUCCCGACAUGGAGAAAUCUGUGCUUGACUGCUAUAAGGCUAAUCCCACGGAAACCUUGAUUUGCAGUAAAAUCGUCGCCGAAUUUCACGAUUGCGUCGCGACGAGAAGAGUGCGUGAUGCCUUAGAGCACAAGAAUUCUCCUGCUCGUUCUGGGAGACUUUGUGAAAUGGAAAAAUUACCAGCAAGCACGCCACGGACGGUUUCCGUCGAAACGACAAUGGGAACUUUUACUGUUGAAUUGUAUUGGAAACAUGCACCUCUAACGUGCAAGAAUUUUUCCGAAUUGGCCAGAAGAGGUUACUAUGAUGGCGUUAAAUUUCAUCGGAUCAUCAGGGAUUUCAUGAUUCAAGGAGGGGAUCCGACGGGAACUGGACGUGGUGGAGCGUCUAUUUUCGGGAAAAACUUCCAGGAUGAGAUUCAUCCCGAUUUGUUCCACAGUGGUGCCGGUAUUUUAUCUAUGGCAAAUAGCGGGCCAAACACAAAUGGAUCCCAGUUCUUUAUAACCUUGGCUCCGACCCAGUGGCUGGAUAAGAAACAUACAAUUUUCGGACGGAUCUCUUCAGGAUUACAAGUAGUGCGACGCAUUGGGCUAGUAGAAACAGACGGUGAUGAUCGGCCGAUCGACGACGUCAAAAUUGUCUCUGCUACAUGCGUUUCUUGACAUUUUUCUCAUGUACCUUUUUUAUGCUUUUCGAGCCAAAUCAAUGCGUGGAAGUUUGCGGCAUUUUUUACUGUGCUGAAAUUCAAUUUUUCGGGUAAGAUAUUUUAAUGAUAUCUCUAUUCCCAGUUCCAGGGUUCAAUAUGGCAUUUAUUACUCGUGGCAUUUGGUUUUUCAAAGGAUUAAAGGAGUACACCAAAUCUGGCUUCGAAAAGGCGAGGGCGACUUUCCGUCCAGAGGACUUGGAUGACGCGGACAUGAACGGUCACACAGUCAUGAUCACUGGGGCCAACAGUGGAAUUGGGAAAUGUGUCGCGACUGCUUUGGCGAAAUUGGGUGCAGAAGUCCACCUGAUUUGCAGGAAUCCCAGCAGUGCUGAAGAAGCCAAGAAGGAGAUCUCUGCUGCUACUGGCAAUCCUAAUGUUCACAUCCACACUCUGGACAUGUCGUUGCCUCGAGACGUGACGCGAUUCGCUCAAUGGUUUGUGCGCGAAGGCAAAUCCCUGGACGUACUCGUCAACAAUGCCGGAUGCAUGGUUCACACCCGGCAGACGGAUGCCGACGGACUAGAGCUCAAUUUUGCCACGAACACAUUGGGCACGCAUUUGCUCACAAUGGGACUUCUGCCUGCACUCAAGAAAGCCACGAACGGGAAGGCGAGAGUUGUUGUAGUGUCAUCUGGUGGCAUGUUGACGCAGCGGCUGGACGUGAACGACUUGCAGACGGAGAAGAAGGCGUAUGAUGGUACUGCUGUCUACGCGCAGAACAAACGGCAACAGGUCAUUAUGGUGGAGCUGUAUGCCAAAAAGUAUCCCGAGGUGUUUUUUGCGUCCAUGCAUCCUGGUUGGGCUGACACCCCUGCCGUCAGAUCAGCGAUGCCUGGAUUCUAUGAGAGGAUGAAGGACAGACUGAGGACUGCGGAACAGGGUGCAGACACUGUGGUGUGGCUAUCUGCAGCGAAAUCGGCCGUGGAUCAACCUUCAGGAAGCUUUUUUCAAGAUCGGCAACCGGUUGCUACACAUCUCCCGAUGUCUAGAACUAGGGUAACUCCGGCAGACGAAGAAAAGUUGAUGACAAUCUUGGACGAAUACUACAUGAAGUUCAAAGAGUGAAAUUCCCCCGGAGCGCAUCCCGAGUGCCUUGAUAAGGGCAUGAAACGAUCGCUCCUACCUGAGGCCGAAUCGUGAAUAUUCUGAAUCGGUAUUCUUUUCUUUCACGGAAGUAAGCAAAAGCUUGCUUAUUGGGAUUUAUUUUAUUUUAUUUAUUUUUGAUCACCGAGGGUUGCUUACGUUUGACGGGUUUGAAAAACUGCUUCACGUGAUGAUGGACGGAAUUUUUUUUUCAAGCGUUUGGUUGUGUGUGCAAAGCUCAAAAGAUACAUUCUUCAGCUCGUUUGUGGUGGGUUUCAUGGUUUGGAAAAAUGCUUUUGACCAAUUUUCAAUCCUUAUUUUUUAAAACUUCUAAUGCUUGUAAUCAUAACUUGACCAUAUUUACAUAAUGAUGGAAGAGAUCAGAAGCAAAAAUGAUUCUCUCCUCUGUAACAGGUGAUUGAUUUGAGCUCAUGAAAUGCGAUCAGUUCUAUCAUGGAUGGAAAAUUAUUUACGAAUAAAAGAUAAAUUGGAAAUUGACCAAAAGUUGAACUGUGUUACGAAUAUAUUUUCAAUUGUUUUUGGAGUCCCCGAAAUUUUCGAAGAUUUAUUAAUGGCUUUAGACCACAUUUUGACUCACUGGUUUAUGCAUGGGCUACUAAACCUCCAACAAAUAAUUAUUUUGUAAGUUUCGAAUGAGAAAAAAACAAUGUGAAAAGGCAAGACAUUUCUGGCAUCGUCCAACAGCAAGUAUUCGACGUUUGGGAAGAAAAUGUUAUUUUUUUAUGAUUCCUCAAAUUUUCUCCCGUUCAGUUGAUUAAAUUUAUUCGGAUAAUGCUAGAAAAUUUCCGUCUCUCUUUCAAAAUUUUCUUAUGUUCAUUCGACGCAUGCACAUUUCAUAAUUUUUUUAUUAUUAUUCGAAAUGUUCUCGCUUUCCUGGGUCCAGUAGUGCUUGUCUCCUGAAUCGCCAGAAGUGACGUUUUCAAAGGCAGAAGUUUUAAGGGUGCUGGUUGGAAAAUGAAUAUCUAUCAAGGUCAAAUGCCUGGAAUCUUAGGUGGCUCCGAAAGCAUCUGAAAAUCGUUCUUCAUUUUAAUAAUAG